Messenger RNA from Schizophyllum commune H4-8, 1248 nucleotides. RefSeq lists its product as uncharacterized. The record is from RefSeq and is a predicted model, not a curated record. The transcript has 3 exons. Lineage: Eukaryota; Fungi; Basidiomycota; Agaricomycetes; Agaricales; Schizophyllaceae. Bases 1 to 1248 code for a protein of 415 amino acids.
AUGACCAAGCUAGAAGAUUACCCACAUCUUCCCCAAGAAAUCGUCGACGAAGUUGUCCGUCUCAUAGACUUGGACUCGGACAUCAGCUCCCUCAAGUCCUGCGCCCUCGCCCAUCGCUCGUUCCUGGAUUCCAGUCAAGCAUGCCUCUUCCGCGAACUGAGGUUCACGUCUGGAGAAUCGCACAAUAGACCGCCAAAGACCGCCCAGAUACUUGACAUUCUAGACAAGUCUCCCCAUAUCGCUUUGUACGUGCGCUGCGUCCAUCUAUUGGAGGAACCGUGGAGCUUGUGGAUCGCAGACGACACCGCUCUACCGACUCUGCUGCGUCGCUUCACGAACCUGGAUGGAAUGCACGCCAGCUGGAAGGAGUCCUACGAGCGAUGUAGUGCACUCCUCGCCGCGCUCGACUUCGUCUUCCACCUCCCUACCUUCCAGUGCUUCCGCGCUGCCGACGCUUGGAAUUUCCCACCGCGGAUGCUAUCAUCCAUGCCGACUCUUCGCAGGCUGCAACUCACUGAAGUCUACUUCCGGUCUUGGACGAUCCCCGCCGGCUCAGUGGAACGCCAUAACAAUCUAUCGUCCAUCGAGCUGCGUCUAUCUAGUAUAUCGUUCGCGCAGUUUUCGGAGGAACUCCUGGCCCCGGCCUGCGGGCUUGAUCUGCACAAUCUACGCCAUCUCAAGACCGGGCUCAUGAAGGACAAGGCGAUGCUCAUGUGCUUCCUGAAGAUCGCUCCGAUCCUCUCCAGCAUUCAAUCCUUGGAUUUUGCGCUGUACCCGGAAGCUACCACCGGUGAAUCGACCUCAGAGCCCUUCGGCUUCAUCCUCGGCGCCGCGUUCCCCCACCUGCGCCACCUCACCCUGCGCUCCCUCUUCCUCGAGCGCCUCUUCCAAACCACCCGCGGCCGGCACUGCUUCGCCUGGCUCUCCUCCCAACUCAGCCACCUCCCCCUCAUCGAGACGCUCGACCUUCACUUCUUUGUCUCCCUGCGCACCGCCGAUGACGGCGCGGUCUGGGACAAAGAGUGGCGAGCGCUCGACCGCUUGCUGACGGAGUCGGCCCCUCGGCUGUCGCGAGUGCGCGUACACAUAGCGCAUGUGCUGGACUACAUGUCGCGCUAUCAGGCGGAGGAGAACGCGAUUGCAAGGCAUGUGAGGGGAUGUCUGCCGCUGUUGGGUGCGCGGGACAUACUUCAUGUCCUGUCAGAAACGCAGCCGUCGAUCACCGGAACUGUCGCGCGCGAGGUCUAA